AAGAUGUGUACAAACGUCUAAGCCCAUGCAAACCGAAGCUGAGAGUAACUCCCCUCCCCCUUUGAGCUUUUACGCAGCAACUGUAGCAAGAGGGUUGCAAAGCUGGGAAGGAGCACAGAGAACGAGACGAAAGCCCACGCUCGGGGAAUUGUAACAAUGUAUCUCUAAUGCUGCACGAGCAGUGUGUGUGGUAGAAGCGGGGCUCUGCGUCACCGUCCGUUAACCUUUCCUUUGUUUGGGGAGCCUCCUCCGGUGGAGCUACUCCCUGAUUGACGCCGUGGAUCCGGUGAUACCGCAGCGCCGGCCUAAAGCGCCUUGGACCGUGGUUCUAUGUCCGCCAUCGGUUCUUUAGGAAGUUGCUCUUGCUGUAGCCUUUGCAAACUCUUUAUUCGCGGUUGCAUCCAGUAUAGAGACACCGGGGACUCUUGUAACAGGUAGGCAGAAAACUCAUGAGCCUUCAGUUGUGAAAGCAGCCGUGUCACAGCACUAGACGUUUUCACUGACCUCACUCUACGAGGUAAUAAAUGCAGUACCUACAGACAUUUUACUUUCAUAGUUCAAACUGUACUGGGCGAUGCAUUGGAUAAGACGUUCCAUUGGAAGUAAACCAGCAAGCUGUCAUGAAGAGCUGGAAAACGAAUCGAGCAUCCGUCUGUUGGAAGCGGGUACCCCUACUGCAUCAGGGCAGUACACUAAGUGCAGCUAUCAAUCCUGUAUGUAUUGUCUUCUUUCUGUGGCACUCCUGUUUUUCUGCUUUGUCUUCUCCUGGGUGCAGUACUUUCCAAGAAGUAACCAUCUAAAAAUACAGCCACCGUAUAAAGCUGCAGAAAGAUUUGGAACGGAUUCCUGUGAUGUUCUCUUUGUACAGACUACAGAUUCCUUGCAUCUUUCUCCGUUAACAUCUUGUGCCAUUGAGUCUGCCGCAAGGACCUAUAAAGGGAAGCGUGUUUGCCUUUAUAUGAAAGGCUGGGAUGAGAAAUUGAAAAACACUACAGCGGUUUCUGCUCUGGAUGUUCUCAAGUCCCUUUCAAAUGUUAAACUUCUCCCUUUGAACCCUGUGUUAGUUUUUAGGGAUACUCCUCUGGAAGAGUGGUAUCAAAGUGUCAACCCUGAACAGGAGACGUACUGGCCUCAUGUUCAGUCGGAUGCUUUCAGAUAUGCAUUGCUUUGGCAGAAUGGAGGUAUAUACAUGGACACUGAUGUCAUAUCAUUUAAGCCCAUACCAGAAGCAAACUUUCUGGGCUUUGAAUCUACAACUGCAAUUAACGGAGCUGUUUUAGGUUCUAAAGACCAUCACCCUUUCUUGGAUGCCUGCAUGAAAGACUUUGUUACUAAUUAUGAAGGGAGUGCCUGGGGACACCAGGGCCCCCUUCUCCUAACCCGUGUUCUCCAAAGAUUGUGCAAUUUUACUGAAUGGGAUCCUGAUAAGGACUUAAUGUGUACCUCUCAGAAGUUUAUUAUUUUUAAAAGUUCACGUUUGUACCCUAUUCCGUACUAUAACUGGAAGUUGUUUUACAAUACAUCAGAUAAUCUUUCUAUUUUCAGUGACUCUUAUGCAACGCAUGUAUGGAAUCAAAUGAACCAAUGGGAUGAGAACGAAAAGAGGAGGAUGAAAGUUGGAGAUCGAUCUUUACUAGAAAAUAUCUUUAAGCUUCGCUGUCAGUUAACCUAUGCCGAGCUGUACACCUGGUCAUGAGAGACGCAUCGCUGUCAGUUAACCUAUGCCAAGCUCUACACCUGGUCAUGAGAGAGACACUGUCAUUUUACGUGAACAUUCUACAGGUUUACAAAUUCUCAGACAGGUGUUGAGCUGUUCCUUUGAGGACGGAAGUGUUGAUUAAUCCUAGGAUUAUGGAGAUUGAGUUUGCUGUGCUCCUCCGUGAGUUUUCCAUGGCAGUUAAUGACUUGAGUUACAUUGACAGAAAUAUAGUAUUAAAAUUACAUAAGUGCUGAAGCAAAGUCCUUUUUUUUGCCAUAGUCUGAGCUUGUGAAGGCAGUGGCAAGUUUAGAGUGCGUUGUGACUGAUUACUGUCUGCAUAGAUCAUGUGAAGUUGAAAUAACUGCUUGUGCACUGUCACAUAUCUAUAUUUUUUAUCAGCACUGGAAUUUAUUUUUUAAGAGUUUUAUAAAAUAAAGUGCUGCAAAUUUCUCUCUAACUGAAA
Messenger RNA from Protopterus annectens (West African lungfish), 2162 nucleotides. RefSeq names its product alpha-1,4-N-acetylglucosaminyltransferase-like. Gene Ontology annotation, molecular function: acetylglucosaminyltransferase activity. Gene Ontology annotation, biological process: protein O-linked glycosylation. The coding region runs from base 575 to 1696 and encodes 373 amino acids. Lineage: Eukaryota; Metazoa; Chordata; Ceratodontiformes; Protopteridae. The record is from RefSeq and is a predicted model, not a curated record. The transcript has 5 exons.